AAUCUAUACCGCUGAUAAUGAAAAUCUGACCCGCGGCAUUUCGACGGUGCGCCACUUCCUGCAAAUGUUCCGAAAGUUAAUUUUCGAGCCCAAUAAGCUUUUUCAGAAUGUUAAGUGCGUUCGCACUUUGAAAGUUCAUGAAUAUUCGGCAAUGGAGUUGUUAAAAAAGUACGAAAUACCUGUUCCAAAGUUUGUAGUUGUUCGGAAUGUGGAUGAGGUCAGAGCUACUUGUAAAGAAUUCGGCAUUUUACCUGAAAGGGAAUUAGAAAAUUCAGGUGAGACUACAGAGAGCACAGAUAUGGUGUUGAAAGCACAAGUGUUAGCUGGUGGCCGUGGUAAAGGUAUUUGGGAUAGCGGAUUAAAAGGUGGAGUUAAAAUUGUAUACAAUGUAGAAGAAGCCGUAAAUGUGGCUAAUCACAUGCUUGGUCAUCGAAUCUACACUGCACAAACCGGUGACACCGGCCAAUUAUGCAAUACAUUAUUAGCAUGUGAACGUAAAUAUUCUCGACGUGAACAUUAUCUAGCUAUUGUCCUAGAUCGUUCUAGUGGUGGACCAGUAAUGAUUGGUUGUCAACAGGGUGGUGUAAAUAUUGAAGAUAUAGCACGUGAUAACCCAGAUGCUUUAAUUAAAAUUCCAGUUGAUAUUAACAAAGGUUUAAAUAAAAAAGAUGCUUUAUUUAUGGCGCAUAAAUUAGGUUUUACACAUCCAGAUGAAGCAGUUGUAUACAUUGAACGACUUUAUAAACUCUUUGAUUCAUCCGAUUGUACACUGUUAGAAAUUAAUCCAAUUUCUCAAGAUAUAAAUGGAAAAGUUGUUUGUAUGGAUUGUAAAAUGAAUUUCGAUGAUAAUGCUGCAUUUCGACAGAAAGAGAUUUUUGCACAACGUGAUUGGUCACAAGAAGAUGAACGUGAUGUAAAAGCAUCAAAGGCUGGAUUAAAUUAUAUUGGUUUAGAUGGAAAUAUUGGUUGUUUAGUUAACGGAGCUGGUUUAGCUAUGGCUACUAUGGAUUUAAUUCAAUUGCAUGGUGGUAAUCCAGCGAAUUUUCUUGAUAUUGGCGGUGGAGCGACAGCUGCUCAAGUGACUGAAGCUUUUCGUUUAAUCGUAUCUGAUUCGAAGGUCAAUGCUAUACUAGUAAAUAUUUUCGGUGGUAUUAUGCGUUGUGAUGUGAUUGCACAAGGUAUUGUAACAGCUGCUACAGAAUUAAACAUAAAAGUACCAAUUGUUGUACGACUUCAAGGGACUAGAGUUGAAGACGCUAAAGCAAUUCUUGCUACAAGUCAUAUGAAAAUUCUAGGUUGUAGUGAUUUAGAUGAAGCUGCUCAAAUGUCUGUUAAACUCGCUAAUAUUGUUCAUUUGGCUCGUGAAGCUGCUAUAAAUGUGAAAUUCGAACUGCCUUAUUAAUUAAUCAUGUGAUUAUAGUAAUAUUAUUACAAUAAGCAAAGAUGAAUAGUUCGAAGGAAUGGGGACAUCACGUUAUAUUGAAUGGUGAUGAAUCCAGUAGUUCGGUUUAUACUAUUAUUAUUAUCGUUAUUACUAUUAUUAUUAUUAUUAUUAUUAU
Messenger RNA from Schistosoma curassoni, 1559 nucleotides. Lineage: Eukaryota; Metazoa; Platyhelminthes; Trematoda; Strigeidida; Schistosomatidae. The record is from the annotation of a GenBank genome assembly.